AUGAGUUUGGUGGUGACGGGCGGGGCGGCGGCCACGACGUUCUUGCGUGGCAAAGGGGUGUCCGCCCACACCGCCUGGUGCACUUCGAGGGUCACGACGCCCAAGCCCGAGGCCAAGGACGUUGAGGAAGAAGGAGGCGUUGACGGUGCCCUUAGCGUUGAAGGCCUGCACGGAGUAGUUCCCAGACUGCGUCCUGGCGAUCUUGCCCAGCUGGAGCUCGCCGUCGGUCGCCACCAGCCGCUCGCCUCCCCGCCGUCAAAUGUACCUAUAUUCAAAAUACUGAGCACUCGAAACCCGAAGCAAAUGGACUCGCCGGCAACCGCCCGAGAUCAGCUGACGGAGGAGGACCCGAGGCAGCAGGACGGAAACAUGGCUGUGGCAAAGUACAUCGCUUUUGCGGCCUUUAUUAUCUUUGCUGGCACUGGUAUAGCAGUAGGCUAUACUGGUGGGAGUUUGUUGACAGCAUAUGUAGCCUAUCUCUCCCCAUGGCUGCCUGGUUGGCUAUGGAUUGCAGUGGGAAUUAUCAUGGUCCUGGGAGUUGGAAUAACUGCCACAAGCACUGCAGGAGCAAUUGCAACACUGGCCCCAAAACCUAAGGCCUUCAAAACG
Molecule: messenger RNA, 609 nt
Organism: Penaeus vannamei (Pacific white shrimp)
Lineage: Eukaryota; Metazoa; Arthropoda; Malacostraca; Decapoda; Penaeidae
Source: RefSeq, a predicted model, not a curated record